This is a messenger RNA of Paramecium pentaurelia, 2863 nucleotides long. The record is from the annotation of a GenBank genome assembly. NCBI's taxonomy places the organism in Eukaryota, Ciliophora, Oligohymenophorea, Peniculida, Parameciidae.
AUGAAUUUAACUACGAGAUUUGUGGACUCUUUCAGUCUCACAGAUGAUUUGCUUACUUAAAUAAUAUAAGAUAAAUAGACAAUAAGUUUAUCUUUGAGACAAUUGAGUAAAUUACAUCAUCUUCAAAAGAUGUUAGAAGAGUUUUAAUUUCUCAAUAUUGUAUACAGUGAUUAAAGUAGAGUGAGGUAUAUUGUAAUUCUUAUGAAAGGAAGAUGAUGUUAACUCGAACAAAGUCAAAUCUAAAUUUGCAAUAAUAGUUGUGUUAUCAAAUAGAUAAGAAAAUUGAAGAUUUUAUGGUACAAAAUUUGUAAAAUUUCUUAGAAUUUAUUUAAGAAACUAGACUCAAUACUAUUUUACACUAUGAAUAUGCAACUUAUGUCUGAGAACUGUUUAGAAUUCUUAUAACAAAUUGCAGAUUUAAUUUUAGGAAGUCCUGCAUUUACAGUUAUUUAUGAGAUUAACAAAAAAGUUAAUGGAAUGUCAACUCACAUAAAAGAUAUUGAGAAUGCUUAUUAGAAAUUAUUAAAAUUCAAAGAAAGUACAAAUGUAUAAGGGAGUGAACUUGAUAACAUUUUUGGAACAAAUGAAUUAUAUGUAUACAAAAACAAGUAUUCAUACUUGAUUUACGAUGUGAAGGAUGUACCAUUUAAAGCAUUUCCAGAUUAUAGAUUGAUAUUGGAUCAAUUUAUUUCACUUGCUUAUGAUUUUCAAAAAGAAAUAUAUGAGUGAGAUUUAUAUCUAUAACAUAUCUAGCAAAGAAAAUUUAGUGAGCAUAAUAAGAGGAAUAAAGUCAAGGUUCAUUAAGAAUUCAACGAGGAUUUGUUAAGAAAUAAUAAGAUAAUAAGUUACUGAAGUAUUAUCAAGUUAAUGGUAUGAGUGUUUAAAUUAUUAUUAUAAAGUUGGAUAGAAAUGCCAGAUUAAAUAUAAUAUAUGAAUGAUUUAAUUAUAGAUUAACAUGGACAUGUUGUGUUACCAGUAAAAUUGGAUAAAAAAAUCAAAUAUUACAUUAAGAUUGAAUCUCCAAAUAUAGAUAUGAUUACGUUCAGUGAUUAUGUAAGAUUAUCUAAAAGGAAUUCUAGAUUCAAUAAUUAUGGUAGAGACUAACAUACUAAUUGAAGGAUUUAAAGAAUGAAGAGUUUUUGAAAUAAAUGCUUGAAGUGAAUUCCCCAAAUAAAUUAUACAUUUAAUUAGAUGGAGAAGGAAAUAUAAGAUAUUAAAGUUGUUGUAUACCAGAUUCUUGGUAUUUUAUGUUGAUCAAAGGAGGAUCAUUAGAAGAUUUGUAAUUGGAAUAAGUUAAUAAACAGAGUCUUAUACAAAAAAUGUAGGAAUUGAAAUCUUCAGCCAAAGGAGCAGUAAGUGUUUGUUAAAUAUGUUUUGGUGAUAAAGCAGUAGAUGUUGAUUUAUUUGCUAAAAGAAAUGAAGAAGAUGAUAUUACUGAUUAUUACAUAGUAUUUAAUGCACCAAAAAAGUAUUUAAUUAAUAUUCUAUAUAAGGAAAUUUGAGGAUGAUCAUCGUAUAUCUGCUUAAAUGUCUAGUGAAAGCAAAUUAUAAGAAUUAAGUAAAGCAGCUUUAAUUAAUAUCAAAAUGGAGAAGUUAUCUAAAGCUUGUAUAGUGAUGAGAGAAUAUCUUAAGGUUAAUUUAACUGAUGAGGAGAUCAUUGAUUUACUUAAGGAGAAAGAUGUACUCAAAGAAGUUUAUAAUUAAUAAUCAAUUACAGAUGAUAUAAGAUCAUCUUAUGUAAUGGAAUAUUAUAAAGCUGAAUCUUCUAAAGUUAUGAGAGAUCCAGUCUAAAGAAGUUAAUAAUAAAUAAUUGAAACAGAAAUAACAAAUAUUAAAAGUAUUUACAAUAUUUAAAUUAGAAUUUGAUUUAUAUACUUUAGAUGCCAAUGAUAUUUCAAAUCUUAGUGAUUAUUCAUUUGACAUUACUGUUGUUUAGGAUAAACAUGAAUAAUUACGAUAUACAUGGGCAUUAUUUCAUUUGUGUAAUUUUAUUGAUCUUUAUCAAAUCAAUAAAGAAGUAUUCUAUUAAUUCACUGUUAUUGUACAAGAAAAAUAUAGUUAUCGAUAAAAUCCAUUUCAUAAUUUUGAUCAUGGAUUUACUGUUGCUCAUGCAUGUUAUUAUAUAAUAAAGAGUAAAAGUAUGAAUCAAUAUUUUGAUAAAUUCAUUUAAUUUACUGCUUUAUUAUCAGCAUUAUGUCAUGAUAUUGAUCAUACAGGACGUAAUAAUCAUUUUGAGAGUUAAAAAUUAUCUAAAUUAGCAUUAAGAUAUAAUGAUGAAUCUGUAUUAGAAAAUCAUCAUGCUUCUGUUAUGUUUAAGAUACUUUAAAAAGAAAAAUAUAAUAUUUUGAGUUCUCUUAGUUAGGAUCAAUUUCAAAUAUUUAGAAAAUAUGCUAUUGCUAAUAUUUUGGGUACAGAUAUGAAAAAACAUUUUGAAAUUGUUAAACAAUUAGAACUAAAAUUAUCUAAACUACCAGAUGAACCAUUUAUAUAAAAAGAAGAAGAUAAAAAGUUUUUAUCCAGUGCUAUUAUACAUACUUGUGAUUUGACAAUGUAAUCUAAAACAUUCAAAAUGGCAUAGAAAUGGUCAAAUCGUAUAGCAACUGAAUUUUCAGAUUAGGUUGCUGAAGAGAAACAAUUAUCAUUACCUAUUACUCAACAUUUCUUACCAUUAGGAACUCCAAAUUUCAAUCAAUUAUUAGCUAAAUAAGAAAUUUCAUUUAUCAAAGUAAUUUUUAUUAAAAAUAUUAAUAAGUUCAUUGUAAAACCUGCAUAUGAUUUAACAGCAUAAGUCUUAUAAACAGGUUUAGAAGUGCCAUUAAAAAAUUUAGAAGACAAUCUUAAAGAAUGGGAAAAUUAUAAAUGA